Molecule: messenger RNA, 4594 nt
Organism: Photinus pyralis (common eastern firefly)
Lineage: Eukaryota; Metazoa; Arthropoda; Insecta; Coleoptera; Lampyridae
Product: inter-alpha-trypsin inhibitor heavy chain H4-like
Source: RefSeq, a predicted model, not a curated record
UGAGUAAUUAAGUCUUCCGAAUUAUAAGUAAACAGAAAGUAUGAGACCUCCCUAUUGCUGAAGCCAAUCAAGACAAGUUUAACAAGGGAUUCCAAAAGUGAUAUUUUUGUACUCGGUUCAAGUUAAAGUAUUACAAAGCAUAAAUCUUUAUGCAAAAAUAUUUGAUCCCUUUGUGUAAUAAGUAUGCACUGAUGUUAAUAUUACGGCAAUGGUAUACCUCCAAAAUGGGCGUUAGAGGUAUCAGAUAGUAAAUAAAACACACACUGUAAGAAUUCUUACACAAAAAUGCAAUAUUCAUUGUUUCCAGCAAAUACCUUCGAUUAUACUGUAUGAUUGAUUGAUUGAUUGAUUGAUUUAUUGUGCUGAGAGACCGUACAGUCUUUACACUUGUCAGGGUUUGUAUAUAAAUUUAACAUAAAUAAUAUACGACACUAUACCUACAUAUAAGAGACAAACAAGACACAAUUGCAGGAUUAAAAUGACACGAUUAUAAAAAAAAAACAAAAUGUAAAAUUUAAGAGAUGUAUGAUGAAGUAAGUGCUACCAGUUUGUCUAAAAUGAAGGUAUAAAAAAUGAACGAUGGAAAAACACGGUAAAGUGUCUUGAAUGGGUCCAAAUUUCGCUCCAUUUUUAUGUAAUCUUAUUCGGAUGGACCAGCGUCGCCUCCUGAAUACGUUGAAAUAAAAUACGUGUCGUGUCUAUUUCACAUUCACGUUAAUUUUAGUACUAGAAAAUACGUGUAGGUACUGAUUAUAUGGUGAUAGGAGGUGUAUACAUUUCAAACAAUAGGUCAAACCGUUCCCAAUAAACGCAAAAAAUGAUUCUAGUUUUAACAGAUGAAUAGGUACACGAAUCUUUGUUUUAGUUGCCUUAAAAAUGUUCCAUUUGGUUGAUCUAAACAUUUUUGAAUCUUCUAUACUGUUCAUUCCUUCAUUUUCAAAUGUUAGAAGACUGUAUCUGUUAACAGCAACUAAUUCUAAUCGAGUAGAAGUAUCUAUUCACUAGCAAAUUCAUUAGAUCCGUUUGUUGCAAUCAUAUUGAACAAAUUAAACUAGCGCAGCAUUACAAUUUUUGAAAAAAAUAUGCAGUUGUGAACUUUAAUGUUCUUCUGUACACAAAGCAUUUAAAAAAAUACAUUACACAUUACACUGAAAUCACCCAAACAAAAUUGUUAUUAUUGGGAAUUCCAGAACAUUGAUUCGGUAUCAUUUAUGUCUCCAAAAUUAGCACAAAAUAGGUAUGAAUGAAUUUGUUGCUACUGCUAAAUGACACAAAAAAUUGUCUUCAAAACUCAUAUUUAAGCAUAGUGUAAAGAAACAGAAUGCAUUGUGUUAUAGUUCACUAAGCAUCGAUAAGAAUGAAUGUUGACAUUUUGCAUACCUCGCAGUUACAUAAUCCCCAUAGACAAUAAAAAGGUAAUUUGUCUAUGAAAAAUUCCCAAAUGCGAGGUAUACAUCAUUCUGGACGUUAAGAGAUGGAGAAUUUUCAGAGUCCAGGAAAAUGAACCUUGUUCAAAAAGUAUGUAUUAUAAAAGAUGCUAAUUUUAUCGUAAAGCAUUGAUCCGAAGGGAAAACCAGAAUACAAGAACCUAAGUAGUAAGUACGCACGGUUUCCAAAAUUUACUGAAAAGUACGUAAACGUUAAGCAAAAAUUCAUUAAUUCGUACUAAUUAUAUUAUCAAUAUCAAACAUGUGUCGUCUUCUAUAAACAGUUUUAUAAAUAAACUGACUGGUAUAGAUAAGUCGCUUUUCAAUAACAUUCACUGUAGGUUUGGCUAAAUUUAUUUCAUUCCAAGAUUUUGUUGGGUAAUUACAUUUAAAUUGAUAACCGAUUACACUAUUCAUUUCUUGUAAUCAAGCUUGCGUGCAUACUUUUAGUAAUUAUGGUGGGAUAAUUAGAAUAUAAAUUAAACCUUCCUUAAAUGAAGUUUAUACUCAGUUAGUUGUUUCACUGUGAAAAUUAAGAUUCUUCGGCAACGAAUGGAUCAUCCAAAAGCCAGAAUGCUGCUUAUCGCGACAAUAUGGUUGUGUGCCAUGGUGUCACACAUUAAUGGAGCUCUAGUUGUGAGUUCUUCUUAUGAGGGUGGUGAUAAAGAGGGCAAAAAUACUCCGGAUACGACCGUCCCCGAGAUCUAUCAAAUGCGCAUCACAUCCAGUAUCCGCAAUCGCUUCGCCCAUACAACUAUCGUAAGCAGAGUUAGAAAUUCUGCACACAAUGCUCAGGAGGCCGUCUUCUCAGUAAUCCUACCAGAAACCGCUUUCAUUUCCGGUUUUAUUAUGGAAAUUGAUGGAAAAAAUUAUACAGCUUACGUUAAGGAGAAAGAGGAGGCUAAGCGCGUUUAUGACCAGGCGGUAGCGAGUGGUAUGGGUGCGGCCCAUGUGGCAGUCAGCGCGCGGGAUUCCAAUAGAUUCGUGGUAUCCGUAAAUAUCCAACCAGAGUCAAAGGCAGUCUUCUACUUGACAUACGAGCAGCUUUUGGAUCGUAAAGACAGUCACUACGAGCAGGUUAUUAAUAUCCAUCCGGGCCAGCCCGUUAAAGAUCUUAGUGUCGAAGUUGUAAUUGCGGAAAGUAGGAAAAUUACCGACUUAAAGGCGCCACCUCUACGUUCAGGAAACGAAAUCGGGACCGACAAGCCAGAACUCGAUCCAAGAGCCGAUAUAGAAAUAUUCAAUGAUACCGCGGCAGUUGUCAAGUUUAGUCCAAAUGUCGAACGGCAAAAGGAGUUCGCACGUGUACUCGGAACGAAAGAAGAGAACGGUCUUUCUGGACAAUUUGUAGUGCAGUACGAUGUUGAGCGAGAUCCGAGUGGUGGAGAGGUUCUGAUUGAAGAUGGAUACUUUGUACAUUUCUUCGCCCCGAAAGAAUUAGACCCUCUACCGAAGCAUGUAGUUUUUGUGCUAGACACCAGUGGUAGCAUGUGGGGGCAAAAGAUACAGCAACUUAUUCAAGCGAUGAACAGCAUUGUCGAUCAACUGAACGAAAGUGACUUGAUCAGUUUAGUGGAAUUUAACAGCAACACAAAGGUGUGGGACCUGGAUAAUCCAGAAAAAAGCACGUGGUAUCCACGUGCAAACAGUCGAUAUUAUGAACACAUUGGACAAACAUCGGUACCGUUAGAGAAUGCUUCAUUUCCAAGUGCUUUCCCAGCAAAUUCAGAUGUAAUCCGCAAGGCUAAAGCGGCAGUCUCCAAAUUAGUUGCUCAAGGCUCAACGGCCAUGUUUGGAGCUUUGCAAGUUGCCUUACGAUUGGUCGAGUUGGAGAGAAAUAGACAACGCGAUUCUAACGACUUAAGACGUCAGCCAAUAGUUAUAUUUUUAACCGAUGGAGACCCCACAGAUGCAACCACCGAAGAUAUCACUUCCAAGAUAAGCGAAUUUAACUCUGAAGCAAAAAGAGCGCCAAUUUUCUCGUUAUCCUUCGGUAAUGGCGCUGACAAGAACUUCUUGCAAAAGUUAGCCUCGCGAAACUUUGGAUUUUCGAAACACAUCUACGAAGCAGACGACGCCUCCCUACAACUUCAGGACUUCUACCAAUUAGUUUCAUCCCCAUUAUUGUCAGACGUUACCUUCAAAUACGAAUCGACCGUCGCCGCUAAUAUUACCAACACACAAUUUCCCAUACACUUUAAAGGGUCCGAAAUUGUAGUUGCCGGUUAUUGCGGUGCCAGAUUUCCAACUCCAGUGAUUGACGGUAUUGGAAGACGAGGACGAAUUUCUCUUAAACCUGUCGUAACUACAACGACAACUUCAAAUAUGGAAAGAAUUUGGGCAUAUCUAAGCAUUAAACAAUUACUCGAAAAGAAGGAGACGUCAGAAGGCGAGGAAAAUCAACGGAAAAAGAAAGCUUUAGAUUUAGCUCUCAAGUACAGCUUUGUUACACCGGUCAGUUCAUUAGUGGUAGUCAAACCGAAUGAAACCAAUGCAGUGAAUACCGAAGACGCCGAGCGUCAACCUGUUCCAACGCAAGGCCUAGGUUUACGAGGAAUUUCAACGUUUGGAAGUACGGCAUCAAGAAUCUCCGGACCUCAUUGGGGUCACGUUGCACAAAGAACAUCUUAUCAUGCUAGCAAACCGUUCUUUGGAGGUAUACUACUUUCAGGAAGACCCAUGAGUGUUGCACCAGCAAGCUACCCAGGAAUACCGCGACCUUCACCAAGUGGGCAAAGUGCACAUCAUAUAAAUAUUAUAGGCGGGGUUCCACAAGUUAAAGACACGCCUGACGGCCGAGUGGAACCGUUUCAUCUUACUACUUCGUCCCUACACCAAUUGUUACAAAAGCUUCCUUGGCUUAGAGACAUACUCACGAAUGGUAUGGUGAAGGGACCUACAGGUUUCUUCAAGUUGGGUGUUAACGAAACCAUCACCGACAACGUUCCAUGCCUGAAAGCAACUAAUAACCAAGAAGGAAGAUGCAAGUUACUUCACGAAUGUCACCAAGCUGUCUUACCAUCAGUAACUGAGUAUUAUGACCAUUUCUGCGUCUUGCGAAAUGAGUUUGCCGGAGUCUGCUGUCCAACGUAAUUUAUAUACCAAUGAAGUGUAAUACAUAAAAUAAGUAUCUAUUUUUUAAUAAAAUCACAAAAAGUUUUAAACUA